CAAGUCAUCACCUAAAAAGCAGCAGAGAGGUUAGCGUAUCUGGGCGAAGGGAGAAAGAAUAAUAUCGACCGACGGACAUGGCGGCGGCGUUCCGGCGACUGCUGCUACGCGGGCUUCAGGCCAGCCGCGGCGCGGCAGCACCCGCUCCUGGCGGUUUAUCUACCAGGACAUACACCGGAGGCAGCCACGUUCUUCAGGGUCACCGGCCGCCGGUCCGAUUGCCGCAUCUCGGCGUCGCCGACCCGCCGUAUCUUGGUCAGGCGGACGAGUUUGUGGAGGCGAUGAAAAGGAGCCGGAGUAUCGAUUGGAAGCAUUUCAAGGGAGUGGUGACGGGCGGUAUGAUCUUGAUAGCGGCGCCCUGGAUUGUCAUCUGGCCCUUUAGGGCCGACGUAUUCCGGACAAAAGACCCUUCGUACGAGUCCAAAUAGAGAUUUUUAGGGUACGAUUUACAUCAGACGAUCUACAGUUGCUUAGCUGGCUAUUUUAGGCAUCUUACAUUGGUAUGUGAUUUUCAAUUUUCAAAUUCUUAAGUCAUCAUCCUCCCACCAUUC
Messenger RNA from Triticum aestivum (bread wheat), 551 nucleotides. RefSeq lists its product as uncharacterized. The record is from RefSeq and is a predicted model, not a curated record. The coding region runs from base 78 to 428 and encodes 116 amino acids. The transcript has 2 exons. Lineage: Eukaryota; Viridiplantae; Streptophyta; Magnoliopsida; Poales; Poaceae.